AUGUCAGCAAUAUCCAAGAUACGUGCCGGAGGAGGUCGUAUUUCCUUGUCUUGCCAUGGCUCAGCAGCAGUAUUUUCAGAGCUCUCGUCGACAUACCCACUCAAAUUGCUGUCUCCUCGCAUCGCUCAAGAAGGGGUCGCUGUGGUGUAUAUCUUGACAUACGGAGGUGGACUCGUCAGCGGAGACCAAGUCAAUCUAUCUGUGGAUAUCGGAGAAAGAGCCAAGCUUGUGUUACUCUCCCAAGGUUCCACAAAAGUCUUCAAAACCAGACCAGGUCAUCGACUGGCAUCCGUACAAGCAAACCCUCAUCACCUCCCACCAACCACUCAAAACAUGACUUUUGUCGUCAACCCAAAUGCAUCCCUCUUCUUACUACCAGACCCCGUCACCUGUUUUCGCUCUGCCUCGUACAACCAAAUACAAACUUUCCACCUCACGGGCGACGCAUCCGCUGCCAUUCUUGACUGGGUCACCUCUGGGCGUCGGUCUCUCGGAGAAGAAUGGGUUUUUUCGAGGUAUUACAGCGUCAACGAGAUCCUGGUGGAUGGGAAGAGGAUAGCCAAGGAUGCCAUGCUGCUAGACGACUCUCAAGUUGACGCGAAGCCUCUACCUGAGCGGGCUUUGGCUGAAAGACUCAAGCCGUACUCGUGUUACGCCACGUUGUUCCUUGUAGGUCCACAGGUGCAAGCCGUUAUUGCUGGGUUGGUUCGGAGAUACCAAACCAUUUCAGUUAUGAAGAUGAGGAGUCCAGACAAAGUAAUAUGGUCCCUAAGUCCCAUCAUGGGGAAUGACCACACAUCAGUCAUUGUUCGAGUCGCUGGGAAGGAAACAGAAGACGUUAAAUCGUGGCUUGGAGAAGCGCUUGAACCUGUAUGCCAUUGUAUAGGAAAGGAUGUAUAUCAACAGGUCUUCCGCUGA
This is a messenger RNA of Desarmillaria tabescens, 918 nucleotides long. RefSeq names its product UreD urease accessory protein-domain-containing protein. Bases 1 to 918 code for a protein of 305 amino acids. The transcript has 2 exons. Lineage: Eukaryota; Fungi; Basidiomycota; Agaricomycetes; Agaricales; Physalacriaceae. The record is from RefSeq and is a predicted model, not a curated record. Gene Ontology annotation, molecular function: nickel cation binding.